Lethenteron reissneri (Far Eastern brook lamprey) is the source of this 869-nucleotide messenger RNA. RefSeq names its product trafficking protein particle complex subunit 1 (gene TRAPPC1). Gene Ontology annotation, cellular component: TRAPP complex. The record is from RefSeq and is a predicted model, not a curated record. Gene Ontology annotation, biological process: endoplasmic reticulum to Golgi vesicle-mediated transport. NCBI's taxonomy places the organism in Eukaryota, Metazoa, Chordata, Hyperoartia, Petromyzontiformes, Petromyzontidae.
GGCACAAGCAUCGUGGUGACGUCACCGCCACUUCGUGGCGAAUGGCGGUUGUUGUUGUGUGUCCAUCCGAGCAUGUGUGACUGUGUGCGUGUGUAUGUGUGUGUAGGAGUUUAAGCUGAUGUACGGGAUGCUGUUCUCCAUCAAAUCCUUCAUCAGCAAAAUGUCUCCCACGGACAUGAAAGAUGGCUUCCUGAACUUCCAGACGAGCCGCUAUAAGCUGCACUACUACGAGACGCCCAGCGGAGUCCGCGUCGUGCUCAACACCGACCUGCAAGUGGGCUCCCUGCGUGACAUCCUGCACCAGAUCUACAGCACGUUUGUGGUGGAGCUGGUGGUGAGGAACCCUCUGGUGAGCCAGCGGGACGUGGUGAGGAGUGAACUCUUCAAGCAGAAGCUGGACAGCUUCAUCCGCGGGCUUCCCUUCUUUGCACCACGCCCAGCAUAACCAUCCAGCAGUGGACAACCCACCAGCACCACCACCACUCCCCUCCCCACCUACCCUGGAAUAAACAGCGACGAUGUGAAUCGUGACUGUGAAUCGUGAGCAACGUGGUGGCUAGGAGAUGUUAAUGCCAUCGCCUGGUAUACAGGAGGUCGUGGGUUCGAUCCCAACCCUGACUAUGCCUGCUGAUGUAUAUUUGGAUUCUGCAUUUCUCCCUUCCUCCGGUUUUAACUCUCAUUUAGACUCAAGCUCACGCGUUCAGAGCAUUUGGCUGCUGCUGUAGAUUCCCACGUGCAUGAUGAUGGUGAUAAUCCAGUUCGUUCAGCUGCUAUCGUUUGUGAUGCCCAGGUCGCUUCUGAAAAAGAGCUACACAAGCAGCUCAGUAGGGGCCUUACCUGGUCAAAUAAAAUACAGCAGUUACAUUUUA